Molecule: messenger RNA, 1230 nt
Organism: Rana temporaria (common frog)
Lineage: Eukaryota; Metazoa; Chordata; Amphibia; Anura; Ranidae
Gene: CYSTM1
Product: cysteine rich transmembrane module containing 1
Exons: 3
Coding region: 197-610 (137 amino acids)
Cellular component (GO): extracellular exosome
Source: RefSeq, a predicted model, not a curated record
AGGAGAGGAUUGCUCCACAGUACGUAGUACUGGUACUUGCUUCACUCACACACCUUAGCAACGGCAUCAUGUGACCGCUAUCUCGAGAGAACGUGACGUCACUACCUGACUGGCUGAUAGAAGUGCUGAGUUCUGUAUAGAGCGGCAGGGCUGUGGUCUCAGCUGAUCGGCGGAGAACGAGAGACAAGUGACCAUCAUGAAUUAUGAAAAUCCACCGCCAUAUUCAGGUGCAAACCCUACAGCUCCUUACCCUCCAUAUGGACAACCGCCAGGUGGCCCAGGUCCCACUCCGUAUCCUGGUUAUCCUCCAGGCCCUGUAGGCUAUCAGCCAGGGCAACCAGACUAUCAGCCAGGGCAACCAGGCUAUCAGCCAGGGCAACCAGGCUAUCAGCCAGGGCAACCAGGCUAUCAGCCAGGGCAACCAGGCUAUCAAGGCUAUCCACAGUAUGGCUGGCAGGGUGGCCAACCCCCUGCUCCAGUUUACAUGGAUGCUCCUAAAAAUACAGUAUAUGUUGUAGAGGAGAGAAGAGAUAAUUCUGGGGAAAGCGCCUGCCUUACAGCUUGUUGGACUGCCCUUUGUUGCUGCUGCCUUUGGGAUAUGUUGACAUAAAUAUUUGAAGAAGCCAGAAUGUAAAAAAAAAAAAAAAGCCAGAAUGUGCAAUGCCUGUAUGCCAUUUUUCAGUCUUUUUUUUUUUUUCCUGUGUUCUUGUUUUAAUUAAGUCUAGUUUACUGAUUAGAUCUUAUCUUAUUUAAUACAUUUAUCAUUUUGUUUUUCACAUUUGUUGACUGAUUUGUUCACAGAAGCUAAGUGCACACAAGUCGUUUUUUUUUUUUUUUUUUUUCCUUUUAUUUAUUUUUUGGCUACCCUAGUAAAUUUUACAGUAUGUGUCUUCUCCAUGUGUUGUUCACUUGCUUAUGCCCUUUUAAUGAUCAUUUUUAACAGGAAUCGACUAUCAUUUUGCCUUUUGUCUUUUAGCAUUUAACAAACGCAACACUGCAUGUACAGAAAGCCCACAUGCUUGUGUGCAUUUAGCUUUAGAAAGCAUGUUUGCUUUACUACUUAUAAAUGAGUGAUCGCUGAAAUAAAUUAGUUUGUCAUCUGUCAUUUUACCAAAUGCAAAUACAUUUAUGUGGCGUAUAUGGAAUCGGAUGUUUUCUUUUUUUUUCUCUACUGGAAAUUGUAAUUGUUACUAUGCAACUAUUAAAGAAAUAAAGCAUGUAUGAAUCCUU